GAAUAUCAUCAUGGCCAAACCUUAUGAAUUUAACUGGCAGAAGGAAGUCCCUUCCUUUUUGCAAGAAGGAGCAGUUUUUGACAGAUAUGAAGAGGAAUCAUUCGUCUUUGAACCCAACUGCCUCUUCAAAGUGGAUGAAUUUGGCUUCUUUCUGACUUGGAAAAGUGAAGGCAAGGAAGGACAAGUGCUGGAAUGUUCCCUCAUCAACAGUAUUCGGCUGGGAGCCAUACCAAAGGAUCCCAAAAUCCUGGCUGCUCUGGAAGCUGUUGGAAAAUCAGAAAAUGAUCUGGAAGGGCGGAUAGUUUGCGUGUGCAGUGGCACAGAUCUUGUGAACAUUAGUUUCACGUACAUGGUGGCUGAAAACCCAGAAGUAACGAAGCAAUGGGUAGAAGGCCUGAGAUCAAUCAUACACAACUUCAGGGCCAACAACGUCAGUCCAAUGACCUGCCUCAAGAAACACUGGAUGAAAUUGGCAUUUAUGACCAACACAACUGGUAAAAUUCCAGUUAGGAGUAUCACUAGAACCUUUGCAUCCGGGAAAACAGAGAAGGUGAUCUUUCAAGCACUCAAGGAGUUAGGUCUUCCCAGUGGAAAGAAUGAUGAAAUUGAACCUGCUGCCUUUACUUAUGAAAAGUUCUAUGAACUGACACAAAAGAUUUGUCCUCGGACAGAUAUAGAAGAUCUUUUUAAAAAAAUCAAUGGAGACAAAACUGAUUAUUUAACGGUAGACCAAUUAGUGAGCUUUCUAAAUGAACAUCAACGAGAUCCUCGACUGAAUGAAAUUUUAUUCCCAUUUUAUGAUGUUAAAAGGGCAAUGCAGAUCAUUGAGAUGUAUGAGCCUGAUGAAGAUUUGAAGAAAAAAGGACUCAUAUCAAGUGAUGGGUUUUGCAGAUAUCUGAUGUCAGAUGAAAAUGCCCCAGUCUUCCUAGAUCGUUUAGAGCUUUACCAGGAAAUGGACCAUCCUCUGGCUCACUACUUCAUCAGUUCUUCCCAUAACACCUAUCUCACUGGCCGACAGUUUGGUGGGAAGUCUUCGGUAGAAAUGUACAGACAAGUUCUCCUGGCUGGUUGCAGGUGUGUUGAACUUGACUGUUGGGAUGGAAAAGGUGAAGAUCAAGAACCAAUAAUAACUCAUGGAAAAGCAAUGUGUACAGAUAUACUUUUUAAGGAUGUAAUUCAAGCCAUCAAGGAAACUGCAUUUGUCACAUCCGAAUAUCCUGUAAUUCUCUCCUUUGAAAAUCACUGCAGCAAAUAUCAACAGUACAAGAUGUCCAAAUAUUGUGAAGAUCUAUUUGGGGAUCUCCUGUUGAAACAAGCACUUGAAUCACAUCCACUUGAACCAGGAAGACCGUUGCCAUCCCCCAAUGACCUCAAAAGAAAAAUACUCAUCAAAAAUAAGCGACUAAAACCUGAAGUUGAAAAGAAACAGCUUGAAGCUUUGAAAAGCAUGAUGGAAGCUGGGGAAUCUGCAGCUCCAGCUAGCAUCUUAGAGGAUGACAAUGAAGAGGAAAUAGAAAGUGCUGACCAAGAGGAGGAAGCUCACCCUGAGUUCAAAUUUGGAAGUGAACUUUCUGCUGAUGACUUGGGUCAUAAGGAAGCUGUUGCAAAUAGUGUCAAGAAGACUUCAGAUGACCUUGAACAUGAAAACAACAAAAAGGGCCUGGUUACUGUAGAGGAUGAGCAGGCAUGGAUGGCAUCUUAUAAAUAUGUAGGUGCUACCACUAAUAUCCAUCCCUAUUUGUCCACCAUGAUCAAUUAUGCACAGCCAGUGAAGUUUCAAGGUUUCCAUGUGGCUGAAGAACGCAACAUUCAUUAUAACAUGUCUUCUUUUAAUGAAUCAGUUGGCCUUGGCUACUUGAAGACACACGCGAUUGAAUUCGUGAAUUACAACAAACGGCAAAUGAGUCGCAUUUACCCCAAGGGAGGCAGAGUCGAUUCCAGUAAUUACAUGCCUCAGAUAUUCUGGAACGCUGGAUGCCAGAUGGUUUCACUGAACUAUCAAACCCCAGAUUUAGCCAUGCAAUUGAAUCAGGGGAAAUUUGAGUAUAAUGGAUCGUGCGGGUACCUGCUCAAACCAGAUUUCAUGAGGCGGCCUGACAGAACAUUUGAUCCCUUCUCUGAAACCCCUGUGGAUGGGGUUAUUGCAGCCACAUGCUCGGUGCAGGUCAUAUCAGGGCAGUUCUUAUCAGAUAAGAAGAUUGGCACAUACGUUGAAGUGGACAUGUAUGGGCUGCCCACCGACACCAUACGAAAGGAAUUCCGAACUCGUAUGGUUAUGAACAACGGGCUCAAUCCAGUUUACAAUGAAGAAUCAUUUGUGUUUCGGAAGGUGAUCCUGCCAGACCUGGCUGUCUUAAGAAUAGCAGUAUAUGAUGACAACAACAAGCUGAUUGGCCAGAGGAUCCUUCCGCUGGAUGGCCUCCAAGCAGGCUAUCGACACAUUUCCCUUCGGAAUGAGGGAAACAAACCAUUAUCACUGCCAACAAUUUUCUGCAAUAUUGUUCUUAAAACAUAUGUGCCUGAUGGGUUUGGAGAUAUUGUGGAUGCUUUAUCAGAUCCAAAGAAAUUUCUCUCAAUUACAGAAAAGAGAGCAGACCAAAUGAGAGCUAUGGGCAUUGAAACUAGUGACAUAGCUGAUGUGCCCAGCGACACUUCCAAGAACGACAAGAAAGGAAAGGCCAACCCAGCCAAAGCCAAUGUGACCCCUCAGAGUAGCUCCGAGCUCAGACCCACCACCACAGCCGCCCUGGGCCCCGGCGUGGAAGCCAAGAAAGGCAUUGAACUUAUCCCUCAAGUGAGGAUAGAAGAUUUAAAGCAGAUGAAGGCUUACUUGAAGCAUUUAAAGAAACAACAGAAAGAGCUAAAUUCUUUAAAGAAGAAACAUGCAAAGGAGCACAGUACCAUGCAGAAGUUACAUUGCACGCAAGUUGACAAAAUUGUGGCUCAGUACGACAAAGAGAAGUCCACUCAUGAGAAAAUCCUGGAGAAGGCAAUGAAGAAGAAGGGGGGAAGUAAUUGUCUUGAAAUGAAAAAAGAAACAGAAAUUAAAAUUCAGACCCUGACAUCAGAUCACAAAUCAAAGGUCAAAGAGAUUGUAGCACAGCACACAAAGGAGUGGUCAGAAAUGAUCAACACCCACAGUGCUGAGGAGCAAGAAAUACGGGACCUGCACCUUAACCAGCAGUGUGAACUACUGAGAAAGCUACUAAUCAAUGCUCACGAGCAGCAAACCCAGCAGCUGAAACUGUCCCAUGACAGGGAAAGCAAGGAAAUGAGAGCCCACCAGGCCAAGAUUUCUAUGGAAAACAGCAAAGCCAUCAGCCAAGACAAAUCUAUCAAGAAUAAAGCAGAACGGGAAAGGCGAGUCAGAGAAUUAAACAGCAGCAACACUAAAAAAUUUCUAGAAGAAAGAAAGAGACUUGCAAUGAAGCAAUCCAAAGAAAUGGAUCAAUUGAAAAAAGUCCAACUUGAACACCUAGAAUUUCUAGAGAAGCAGAAUGAGCAGCUUUUGAAAUCCUGUCAUGCAGUGUCCCAAACGCAAGGCGAAGGAGAUGCAGCAGAUGGUGAAAUUGGAAGCCGAGAUGGACCGCAGACCAGCAACAGUAGUGUGAAACUCCAAAAUGCAAACUGAAGCAGCAAAACCACAAAUCAUCAGAAGAUUGCACCCAACUUCAGAACACAAACUCCAUGGACAAAAGCUAUUUUCUUUAUGUAUAGACAAGAUGUUACCUGAAACCACACACACACACAAAAAAAAAAAAAAAAAACCUUGGAAUGACACAUACUUCUAUUUAUCAGUUUGAGUAUUGAAUUUUCUUGGCUGAACCAAAAGUAGCUGCAAAUCCACAGAAAUCUAUUCCAGUAAGGCAGAGUUUAACCAUUGAUAAAACAACUUAAACAUGUUUGCUAUAAGAUAUCAUCACAAGUAAAUGAGCUUGGUGUUAACAACUCUGCUUCGUGAUGCAUUAGAACAUGUUUGAGCUGCAAUUUAAAAAAAAAAAAAACAAAAAACAGUGCAUUAGCAAUUUCAUAGCAAGUGCAUGCACUAUAAGAAAAGCAAAAACUCUGUCUACAAAUUCAUGAGCAGAAGUGGUGGUCUGCUAAACAAAUAAUUUUGCAGAAUUUUUCUAUAUCUAAGUUACCUCAUCAGUAAGUGCCAUGUCUUUACCAUGCCGUCAGAAGCUAAUUUCCUGUAAAAGUUGUGAAAGUUAUUAGAACAAUAGAGAAAUAUAACCGAAGAGUAGACCUGUGCCAAAACUCAUCAGUGCUCAGAGGGAAACUCUGUUAGGAUCAUUUAAGAAAGUUUACAUCUGACCCUGCUUUAUAGGAAUUGCUUCUUCAGAUUCCAGAUAUUAGAAUUCACUAUUAUACCAUAAAGAUUGUGAAGUGGUUAUUGGCAAACGUUUGUAUAUGUGAUCAUGUAUAAAGUAUUUAUACUCCUUAAUUCACACUGUUAUAGAGCAAAAUCAUCUAAAUAUUGCCACAUGACAAGAUUAGUACAGGAAUACUAGAAUAUGUUUUGCAUGAUACACAAGCACCAGUUAAGACUAACUUGUUCAGACACAGUUAACCUAAUGCCAAAUAAAUACUGGUUAAAUACAUGUAUGGCACAGAAUAUAAUUUGACUAUCAAGACUUUUAGCAUAAUGAAAAAGUCUAUAUAUAUGUGUAUAUGAAUUAUGUGGGCAUUCUUGAUACUUCAAGUUCUAGUUUGAAAAAAAAACAUAACUAAUUUAAUUUUACACAAAAAUAUUUAUGCAGAUUUUCAGAAUUUCAUAUCAGGAAAUACCUUUUUAUGUCUGUUAAAUAUUCAAACAAUUUGCUACAGUGUUAAUUUGCAUGGUCCAAGCCUGCUGUAGUUGCAAUGCAGAGAGUGCAUGAAGAAGUACAGGGCUGGGAAACCUGCGAAGGCACCAAGCCUCAGAAGGGUGCACGGAGACCUGGCAUCCUUGAACUAAUGAGAUCGCUGAUUCUAGGACACAAAACGCCAACGGAAUUGUAUAUGCUUGUACAGAUUGAUCCUGUGUGUUCCUCUGAACAAACCAGAGAAAAUGAUGAUAUCAUCAAUACUGAAAUUCAACUUCCAACUUCUCUAAUAAAAAAUGAAAACACA
Molecule: messenger RNA, 5112 nt
Organism: Marmota flaviventris (yellow-bellied marmot)
Lineage: Eukaryota; Metazoa; Chordata; Mammalia; Rodentia; Sciuridae
Gene: Plcb4
Product: phospholipase C beta 4
Biological process (GO): lipid catabolic process; phosphatidylinositol metabolic process; release of sequestered calcium ion into cytosol
Molecular function (GO): calcium ion binding; phosphatidylinositol-4,5-bisphosphate phospholipase C activity
Source: RefSeq, a predicted model, not a curated record